AUUAUACACAUGGCGGCAAACGCGGAAGAUUAAAAUUUUCUCGGCCGUACCACGAGUGUGUUUAUCGGACGUUAAGUUGGCAGUGGACCAGAAUAACGUCGUUUAUAGAAUGUACGAUCAAUGGUAUUAUACCACGUUCGAAGAGGAUGAAUACUCUGCGUACCCAGAACCGUGCGAAUCGCCUCCGGUGAGUGUCAACAACUUGGAGCACACCACCACCGCCGCCGCCACAACGAAACCUCGUAUCGGCUACGUGCACAGCGCCGAACACCUUUUCGAGUGCGAAAGGCUGCCCCGAAUCCGCCGCAGGUGCCUCCUUGUUCACGGACUGAUCAAGUGCUACGGUCUCUUGAAAUCCCUUUACAUAAUCCGCCCUCCGCAGGCGACCCGGAACGAUUUGUUGACCUUCCACUCGGAAGACUACGUCGACUUUCUUGAAACGUGCGAGUCGGCAAAGGACCUUGAAACGACGGAUAUUCUGGACAAAGCCAUGGAAUACAACCUCGUGGACGACUGUCCGUUGACCGAUCGCAUAUUCACGCUCGUGAAACACAUCGCCGGCGGCACGCUAAGCGCCGCUCGUGCCCUGACCGAAGGACAGUGCGACGUCGCGAUACACUGGGAAGGCGGCUGGCACCACGCUCAGAGGAGCGAAGCCGCCGGGUUCUGCUACGUCAACGACGUCGUGCUGGGGAUCCUCCAACUUCGUCGCCGCUUCGAACGGGUCCUCUACGUCGACUUGGACGUGCACCACGGCGACGGCGUUCAGGACGCGUUCUGCGGAACCGACAAAGUGGCCACUGUGUCGUUCCACCAGUACGAACCCUGCUUCUACCCGGGAACCGGAGACUGCAAAGACGUCGGCAUCGGAAGAGGCCGCGGCUACUCGGUGAACGUCCCUCUUCGCAGCGGUAUGCGAGACCCGACUUUCGUGAGUGUUGUCACGACUGUUCUGGCCGAAGUUCAGCGUCGGUACGAUCCUGUGGCAGUCGUGUGUCAGUGUGGGGCUGACUGUCUUUCCGGCGAUCCGCUCGGUGCCUUUAAUCUGACCGCGGACGCUCUGUCCAAGUGCCUGAGUUUUGUGCAGGCUUGGAAGCUGCCCUUGCUCGUGCUGGGAGGGGGUGGCUACUCUUUCGCUAACGUGGCGCGGUGUUGGACGAAGCUCACCGCGACACUGUUGGGCGUGAACUUGGACGAGGAGAUUCCCGAGCACGGCUUUCUGAUGGAGUACGGACCAGGGUACGAGCUGGGUGUCGAGCCGGGACGCCGACCUGAUCUGAACGAUUCCGACUAUGUGGACAGAGUCGUGCGUGCCGUGCUCUCGCAAGUACGUCACAUGGACCCGCCGUAACUUGUCGCGUGAGGUAUAAAAUUUAGCCUAGGGACGUGUUAUGAAGGUAAUUAAAAUGAAAGGUAUAGAUUCCGCCAUC
Messenger RNA from Ixodes scapularis (black-legged tick), 1430 nucleotides. Its product is annotated as histone deacetylase 8-like. Lineage: Eukaryota; Metazoa; Arthropoda; Arachnida; Ixodida; Ixodidae. Gene Ontology annotation, molecular function: histone deacetylase activity. The record is from RefSeq and is a predicted model, not a curated record. Bases 110 to 1351 code for a protein of 413 amino acids. The transcript has a single exon.